CUUUCAGCCAUUCAGUUUUCGUUGUUCACUGUGGAUGCUGCGCUUGGACGUUCGAGCUUUUCGAUCGAGACUAUUUGCACCGAAGGGAACCAUUGUUUCUUCCUCCACUCUCGGCCACUGUUUUCUGGUUUGGUAAAGAAUAGUCUGUGUUUGAAAGAUUUUCAUUCGGAUUGUCCAAACGUCGUGCAGUGUAUGGAAGAGUGAAGUGGAACGUAUCCAGACCAGUUUUCUUUCGUUUCGUUUCGAAUCUUUGGACUAGUGAAAAAGGAUACCUACCAACACGUCGCCUGCAUUACUGUUAACUCCCAGCAGUGUGUGUAUAUGUAUGUGUGCGUGUAUGUGUUAAGGGGCUCCCCAGAUUCUUCGGUAAAUUAGUCCCGUUCGCAUACGGGCCGUAGCGUUCAGGCAAAGUACAUACAGUUUUCAGUGCAGUUGAGAACAUUUCAGUGUGUCCAGCGCACGAUAGUGACAGUAAGAUUUCAUCUGUGUGCAAAUCGACGUUUCGACAAGGGCUAUCAAUUGGCAUCUUUUGAACUCCAACAUUCGGAUUAAAAACGACUUUGGCCUUAGUCAGCAGUGAUGCAAAUGGCAAAAGUUUUUGUGAAGCUAAAUUAAUGCAAACGGUGAUGCAAAUGAGGUGGAACCUAGCGUGAACAGCGUGCGUAUAACAUUUGGCUGACAUUAUUGGACGUGGUCAAAGCAAUUUUCUGUAGUUAAAAUUCGUGUCCUAACUUGCAAAAAUCCGUGGCAAAAUCGCCCCAAAAGACAAAAAGUGAAGUCUGAUUUUUCUUUCACUGACCCUGAUACUGCACAUCAGUGGCAACGGGACGUCGAGAGAAAGAAAGGCUACGAAGCUAGGUGAACGUCAGUUAGAUAAAGAGCGAAAAUACAGAAACAAAAGCAACGCUCUAGAGCGAGUGAGAAAGACGAUCAAAAGGGGAGCUGUAAGUGUGGCAGCAGAGUGAAUGAGAAGGCAAACUGAAGAGCACAGCACGACGAAUAUCGAGAUUGUGCAGUAGUGUGCGUGAGACUGGUGAUUGGAAAAGUGAGUGAAGGAAAUUCAUACCUACCAACAAGAGCUAGGACACUAACGCAACGUUAUCGGAUAAAGCAGGAGAGAGAGAGGAGGGACUGUCGAAACGCAAGCAAAUAAAAGUUUUCCAUCGAAUCCAAGUAGUGCGUGGUUUUCUUGUUUCGUCGUCGUUAUUUCAUUGCUGGCCACCAUCGGAAAGGGUGCUCUCUGUACACGUUCUCAAGGCUGCCUCUGUCCGUGGGGUCCGCAAGUGAUUAUUUGUGAGGAAAUUCGAUUUCUGUAGUUCGUACGUACGAUAGCUGUGGUAUUGUGUUUGUGCAGUGAAUUACCACAGAGCCGUGUGUAAUUUUAUGCUAACCGUUUCGUUCGUGGUUACUGAAAUCCUAAGUGCAAUCUCGUCAAGUUUGUGAGACGUUUUAUUGUUUUUCGAGAAACUUUUUUUUAUCGUGAAAGUUAAAAUAAAACAAUCCGCCAGCGUUGCUGCAAGCAAAUACGUACACCAGUGGCAGUGCGCAAAUUUUGUUUUAACCGUGUCGUGCCAGUGCAUGCAAAGGAAAAUCGUACUACGGACUAAAAGAAGGAGGACCGUCUGUCGUGUUGCUAUCGGACGAAAGUGUGGAAAUUUUUUCACCGUCACACACGAAGUGGUUGCGAUAGGGAAAAAACACCCAACGUGAGACAAUAUGCUGAUUAAACUGGUGAAGGAAGACUUUCCGUGUCUGAAAAACGGGUUUAUAUAACAUUAUCUUCGUGCUAUCGAGUUUCUUCGAAUCUACUUCAACAAGAUGCACAGCGGUAGCUCCAUAUCUCCUAAACAUCCUGCCAUUCCAGUUUCAAUCGGAAUUGCAUCUCUUGUGCUGGAAGGAAGAUCAUCCGCACUCGAUGACAGUUCGAUCAAUGCUUCGGCUACAGUUUGUACCACCUCGAACCUGACUGUAGGCGGCCAUGGAACUGGCAGUGGUGGAGGAGCAGGCGGUGGAGCUUCAACAGGUUCUUCCGGGGCGGCAGGUGGCGACGAUGAGGAGGAUGGUGGGUUUUGUAGGCAGAGGCGUACGAGUGAGAGCACUGGGGGAGCGUCGUCGCUUCAACAGUGCAGUCUAAUGGCCAUCAAUGAAUCACAGAAAUCGUUAGCGAUGACCUGCUGUCACACACCCAACGAAACGCAACGAAUUAAUCUGAAGCUACAGCAAAUCCGUUCCUCCUGCCCGAGCACGAGCAAGAACGAGGUGCAGCAGCUGGUGACGGUGUCAGGCGAACCGAACCGUCUGUCAAGUGGUCGGAGCCAUGAAAGGGAAAUGUAUGAAUCAUUCCCUAAAGUGGUGUCACAGCACGAUCCAGUCGCCAGAGGGUCCUCGUCGUCAUCGUCAUCGGCUACAUCCUGGUAUUCGAACGAGCUUCCUAUCUCUACUGCUACCGCUGGUGUCGUCAUCUACAGUGGAUUCGAGAAAAUGAACGUCCUUGGUACCGUGUCACCGAUCAAGAAUCAUCCGAUCGGCAACAGCUUCAUAAACUUUUCCUCCUCCUCAUCGGUUUCUGCCGUACCAUCGUCGUCGGUCAGCUCUGCUCAGCCCCGCAAGCCAGCGUUAGGGUAUGCCGCCUCGAAGCAGCAAACGCCGUCGAGUCCACGCGAAGGACCACACUGUGAACAGUUUCUGAAGAAAAUCGGACUCACUAAACCGGAAACUGCUGAUGGACCGGAGCAUCACUGCAGCUAUCGUAACAAAUAUUGCCUUCGUUGGCAAGUUUAUUUCAAGCAGCUUUCGUCUAUCCUGACUAACGGUGAAGCAGUUUGCAUCGAGGUUUAUCUAGGUCCAGAAAACCAUACCAUCCUUUUGGAGCAAUGGAUUCUGAAGUUGGUAAUGACAAAAUCUCCUGCAACCAUGACCAUUCAAUCGCUGUGCGCGGCCAUACGUAGUCAACUAUACUUUUCGCAAAUUUCCGCCUGGACCGAUCUGAUAAAAAAAUCACUAGAACCGGACAUUUUCUCACAUCCACGCAUUAAAAAAAUAAUCCCUGCGGCAGUUUGUAAAGCUGGUGGUGGAUCUUCGUUUUCAUUGCCACAGGCAAAGCUCGACAUCCUGUUCCGCAUUCGAACAUACGACAAUACGGCGUGUUUUAACGAGAAACCGAAUGUGCACAACUUCCCUGAUGCGAGUGUGGCGGAAAAUUUCGUAAUUCAAGUCUGUCUGAAAAGCUUGCCACGACUGGAUCGCAUACCGGGUAUCAAUGCCGCGUUGGAUGCAGCGAAAAUGAUUGCAUGUUUGCAGAAGCAACAGCAAGUCGAUCGCAUACCUUUGCCAUGCCACGAGAAAGGUAAACAUCGUUGUGCUUUCCGUGUGGAGCUGGAGGAAGAGGAAGAUGAGUACGAUCCAUCAAUGGUGGAAGGAGUGGCUGAUGGCGAUUUAGCUGAUGGUGACGGUACCGAAGAUAGUUUGCUGCUAACAUCGGCCGCUAUUAGCCACCGCGAGAAACAGCUGCUGAAGUACCGCAAGAGAAUGUUGAAGCGUGAAAAGAAAAAGAAAUCAGGCGGUGCCGGAGAAGGAAACAGUAAUGGAAGCGCCACUAGUAGCAAUACUAGUAGCAGCGUAGGUGGAAGUGUCAGCGAUCGAAAUGGUUCAUCAACAGAUGGUUCGUCAUAUUUAUCAGCGAAGAGUUACGUCAGUGGCCAGGCUGGAACCAUUGGUCUCAACGUAGGAUCUAGAAACUCGUCCACCGUCGCAGGGUCUGUAGCAUUCAACAAUGUGGUUAGCGUGAACGCAAAUGAUGGAUGCAGUAACGGAACCUGUCGCAAUGCAUUAACAUCCUCGAUCAAUUCGAUUCAGCCACCGCUUUACUCUUCGAACGAUCAUCAACAGGCAAUGUUGAUAUGUGAUGACCGUUUUCAUCCAGUCGCUACCAACUCAAAAUCUACCCAAACUGUAACAUCGGGAUUGUCGGUCGAUAUGUUACCGCCGGUCGUGUCCGUGGCCACACAAACCGAUCCCACUGUUUUGGAGGCACCGGUUUGUAAUGAUUGCAAUAAUCGUGCACGGGAAAAAAAUGGAACUGCAUCUGAAUCCUCUACGAUGGUAGAUAACCCGGUACGGCAGGGUACGGAAGUUAGCCAAAACAUCAACCACGCUAGUAGCAGCAUUAGCAGCACAAACCGUGAUAGAUAUAUGCAAUAUUUUAACGAUUACUAUAGGACUUACAAUAUUAUCAAUGAAAACUGUGAUAAAGGUCCAGCAGCGCCUGAGACAUAUGUUAAACAGGCACGAAAUGAUGUACCGAUGGAUGAAGGUAACUCCUCCAGCGUUCAAAAACCAGGAGCAGAUUGUGCCGGGAUGAGCAGUUUUGAUAUGCCGAAUACCACUGUUCGUCGACCAUGUUUCAUUGUCGGUGGGGAUGGAUAUGACGGCGAUGAGGAUGAUGACAGCAAUACACAGAAAAGGAAUCGUGCAAUUGCAAAUGAUUCUCCCAUCCUUCAACAGGGAGAACUGCUCCUUCAAGCCAUUCAAAGAACUGCCAUGCUAAACGGGUCCGGAGAGCAACAUAACGAGCAGCAAGACAUUGCUAAAAACGGGCAUGGACAUACGGCUUUAAAUAACAACAAUUACACCACUGCAAACAAUAACAUCGUUGAGUGUGAAACAGUGAACGGUGGUAGUGGUGGAGUACAAGUUGCCAACAGCAUGCAGCAUGAUCAGCAGAUAGAAGCAAAGCAUAAGGAGAAGGACGACAGGGACAGUAUGAAAUUGGCAGCAAAAUGUGAAUCAAGCGAAUGUGAUACCUUCAGCAAGGAAAAGAAGCUAGAUUUAGGUGACUGUCGACUGUGCAAGCGACAAAAAACGAAGCAUAAUUUUAAACUAAACCUUACCACCCUGUUAUCCACGUCGUUAGCCCCUCCUACAGGGCCACCAGCCGUUUCGUUCUCCUCGAAGAAGGAGUCGGUGAAGAAAAAUAUGAUCACUACCAACACCGUGUUGGAUUGUGGAUCCACCCCGCCCGGUUGUCGAAGAACGCUGUCGGAGAGUCUAGUAGGACAUCUCACCAUUCCGGGCUCCUCUAGCACGGCGUCUGCGAUAAAUGGGCAUAGCGCAGCUAGGUGUGAAGGUAGUGAUGGUGAUGUUCAUUCUAUACAUGGGCUGAACGAGGACCAUGGUAUGCUCUAUCCCAACGGUGAAGAUCUUAGCCCGAGUGAUAGUCCAAUGCUGAGCAGCUCAACGGGCACAGUUGGAAAUGGUGUUUUUACCUUCGAGCAGAUGAAAUCUUACAGACGUGCGUUCUCCGAAGAUGUGAUUGACACGAUAACAACACUAGGGACCAGGUCGUACGCUAUCAAUGAUCGUAAUCAAGCUACCGAAGAGGACAGCACUGAGGAGGAUGGCAGCAACGGCGGUGAUAAUGAGAACGAUCAUGUAUUCUCGAAAGAGCGCACUUCACGCAAGGCAUGUGGUUAUGCUGCUGAUCAUCGUUUGACCAAUGAUGAACACUCACAUGUGUUGGGAACAAUAGGAAAAUGUAUACAUCAAAUUCCACGUUGUCAUCGACCACACACGUCGACACCAGCAGCAGCGAAUGAUAAAGAUUGUAAGGAACCACUCUACAUCAGCUGUUCUGAGACGGACUGUUCCGUAAGCACGGCGAGCAGCGUUUCACCGCAUAAAAAACAAAUUCUAAGCUGUACUGCAAUUGGAAAUAGCUCAUUUGCCGCUACCAGAUUAUCAUCGGAAGCUAACGCGGUCAAUAGGAAAGAGGAAUGUUGCAGUAGCAUAAAGCAGCAGCUUAUACAGCAAAAACCAUCCUCGAAAAUCAAUCUCAAUUACGUGUUUUGUUUAUCUCCUUUGGCACGCGAUGAUUCCGGUUUUACAAGUGGAAGCAGUCCGGCUACAUCGACCUCCUUCCCUGCAACAUCUCCAAUAGCGAUCGAUGGAGGUGGAACGUUUGGUCAUGGCACGAAAAGUGCGCGUAGUGUGAAUGGAGCGUUCAGUACCGGAUUAUUUCGUUAUGAUUUCGAGGAAAUUCCUGUCAGUCCCGUUACGGGCACGAUUAAAUCUAAAUCAGCUCCGGCAUUUCCGUUCUCGCCGCCAUCUGGUGGUGGUGCUCUUUCGCCACGCUUUUUACGAAACGCGCAACGUCAGUUUCAACAUCGUACACGUUAUCCUUCCGAGCGAUCUUCCUUCUCAGAGAGAUCAUCGAUCGGAUCGGAUGAGCAACUGUCGGAUGACGAUCUGUCAUCGUAUCUAUUGGAUUCAUCGAACGGUGGUAGUUAUUGUAGUCCGCUAUCGGGACACCAACUGCCGAUUGAGGAUGGUACCGUUGGGUCGGCAUUGAAGACGGGUCGUUAUACGGCACGUUCCCCCGCAUGUCUUCUACCAACGGCGCAGAUGUUGAGUAAGGUGUUGAACAGAAAUUUGUUCAAGUUUGGCCGUGCACCAAUGCUGGGAACGUUAGAAGAGUCAUUACUGCAGCGUCGUCUCGCACCAAAAUUCCAGGUCGCUGAUUUUAAGGUGCUGCUUGGCGCUUCUGGUAGCUUCUGUCCGACGCAGCUUACCAUACCGGCUGCAUCCUAUUUCUACGAGCUCCCUGGGCAACAUUUAACCACACCGUAUGUGUGUGAAUUACGUCUUCCAAGAAAGGGAUAUUCAAUACCGCGCACUGGCACCGUCCAAGCAACGUUGCUCAACCCGCUGGGAACGGUGGUGCGGAUGUUUGUCGUUCCGUACGAUUUUCGAGAUAUGCCAGCAAUGUCCACUACCUUCAUACGGCAGCGCAUACUCGCUUGCGACGACAGCAGCCUUAAACUGCUCGGCAAAAACAUCGAGCAACUUAGCAAUGCCGAACAAAUGAAACUGCUUCGUUAUGCGAUCCAUUUGCGGUUUCAAACAUCGCGAUCUGGAAAAUUGUCGCUUCAUACCGACAUCCGGUUGCUGAUAUCCCGCCGCACGGACUGUGAUACGGCCGCUGCCCAUGCGAAAAAUUUGCUCGAGUCCCCGAACGAACUGAAAGUGGUUACCAUUAUACCGGAUAGUCCCAAAUUUAGUUUACGUAUCGAUAAGCAGCAGUAACGUUUCUUCGCAAAAUUAUCACACAAGAAAGAGUGGCGCUCUCGAGAAAAGGAGUUCCCGACCGUAUUUGUUAGGCCGUCUCUAUCUAACGUUUUUGGGGAAGGCCACAGGCAUAUCUUCUCCUGCAACAAAACAGUUAAAGGAGAUUUAUUUUUCGUUUUCCUUUUCUUUUAUUUUAUUAAUCUUUCCUCGUACUGGUCGUUUGGUAUUAUUCGUGCAAAACUUUAUCCAUUAGGCAGUUUUACAUGUUUAUGCAAUUUUAUUUUAGCAAUAUGAAUUACAAUUUUCCAAAAGGUUUCUGUGUAUGUCAUACUCGUAUUUGUGUUAUUUAAUUUAUCAUUGAACAGAGUGUGAUCUCGUGCUCGAUUAGCUUACGGACUAAAAAAUGUGCAAAUCUCGUCACCUAAAAUGAGCGUUUUUUUUCUCCACUUCAUUAACCCAUUAACAGCAUUAUGUGGGCUUGUAAAUUUUUUAAAUUGAAUCAAAGUUUUGUUUCCCUACAAAAAAGAAGGGGUACUUUCGCAAUAGAGAGAAAUUUAACGUGUCACGAGUCAUUGUGAUGAGCAAAAACUUUAAAAUACGAAUAUUGAAGAGUCGAUUCGAAAUGAAAAAUCCGUUUGGCAAAUCUCGAGAAGUCGUUAAAACCAUCUGAAAGAUACAAGCAAUUGUGAUUAAUAGAUCGGUUUAGAUUUAUGCUGUGAUUGAUAAAAAAGCGUAAACGAUAUAUUAGAAACAAACGCAAACAUGUGUGUAUAUGCAAAUGGUGUGUAAGCAAUCAAACCGAAAAAAAGAUAACAAAAUCGAAAAGUUAUGAUAAAAAUUAUGAUCAUUCCGGAACAAAUGAAAAUACUUGCAACACAUUCUGCAAAUGAAAAGAACACAUAAAAAAGUGACAUCUAAAAUCGAUGAAAAGAAAAAAGUGUUUUGUUAGGAGAGCGUUUCAAACUCCUGAUUUAGGGACAGGAGAUGAACAAACGAUAAAACAAUUGUUGUAAAUAGGACGUUCUUUAAUGUGAUGCCAAGAAGAGAUCGAAAAUUAAAUCGAUCAUACGUUUCCUUUUUGUUUGUCAUGCAUGUUCACUUUGAUGAUGCUUAACAAUUAUUUCCGAGCUGCUACACCGUGUUAUAGUUGUAUUGAUUCAGUUAAUGUAUUUGUUUGGACAAUACGUUAUCUUCAUCCCUGUAUCGCUAAUGUUUGUUAAACGAGUGUAGAUGGAUAAGUGUAGAACAAGAGCAAUACUGUGAUGUUGUGUGUUGUUCAUCCAGUUAAUCCGAUUCGUAUUCCUUUUGAGCGAUAACCGAUUCAGUUUCUCUAGACCAGAGAGUUCAACCUUUGCGAAUGCGAUUUCCUUUCUUCUCUCCAUGUUAGUGAAAUGCUUGCGAUAAUAACGAUAUCCUAUCGAUGGUUAGUAAAAGAAAUGUUAUCGAAUGGGUAAUGAGCGACAUGCAUACAUAUUAGAUUGAACACACUGCCAUAUUAGCAGAAUGGGAGAAACACGAAAAUACAGCAUAAAAAUGCGCACUAGAGUGGCGUUAACAAUUCACACAAUCAGCUAAUCGAUUCAUGCGUUACAAGUUGUACUUUAAUAACGUAGCUAAAACUCGAUCUUAUAGAGCCUAAUGUUAUAAAAUGUCUAGAGCGGCAUCGAAUGGCGAUGCAACCAAUACCACGGGGCUCUAUUUGUAUGUAAUAAUGGUGCUUUUUCUCCUAGAUAAACAAAAGGCGAAUUAAUAGAUUCUUUUGUUAUUGUUCUUUUUGGACAAAAAAAUAACAAAACAAAUAUAAUUUUGUCAUUGGAAGCGAACAAUUUGAAAUGUAUGUUAAAGCCUGUAUGGAUGUUGAUCGUGUAAUACAUUCAUUAAACGAUCGAGCAUUGGUAUCACGCGUGAAGCAUGGAUUAGCCAAUUCAAAUUGUGUUCCCAUGCUUCAUGCACAGCGUGUUGUCGGCAGAAGAUGAAAAUGAUGAAUUGCUAGGAUGAAAACAUUGAUAACCGCCACCGAUAAGUUUGCGAUUCAAACUUGAAUGAUACACGCAUACAUAUACAUGGUACAGCACACAGCUAGAUACAUGAAACGCCGCAGGACCAGUAUGGAAACAUAAGGAGCACAUAAAAACAAACACAAGUAAACUAGUCACCGAACAUAGGAUCGAACCAUUUUAUUCACUGUGAAAGAGCGUACAUAUGUGUGAGCCAAUUCUUUACUUUUAACCACCGGAAUAAAAAAAAACGUCCACACGUUUCAAUUACCAUCCAAAUAGAUUUCCCGUUCGAAACAAGAAGUAUAGCAACUGUAAUGGAGAAUUUAAUUUGAUAUGCUCCUAAACCUUAAGCAACAAGAACGUGUGCUCUCAGCAUCGGGCAAAAUACGAUUCAAUGGUACGGCUCCGCCAUUAAGAAGUGUGGAUCUAUUUUAUGUAGCAUCUCCCUUACUCGUUGUAUAGUUUACGUUUUUCAAGCUGGUAGACGCGCUAACGCGUACAAAUAUCGUAGAAAUAGAAUGGAUAACACACGAAUUCAACUGCUGGAUCAGAGUGAAAGUUAAACCAAAAAUUAAGCAAACAUUAUACAAGGUAAAUGAAACAGUAGAAAAAUAGACGAAAAAAAAAAUCGAACCAGAGUCGAAGACAUUGUAGCAUUACAUAUUAACAACAUUGAAAGGGACAUGUGCGUUGAAGAUACGAUAGGCAAUCGAAAAGGGAAAAGAAAAUAAUACUAGAAAAAGCAAACACACCCACACAAACACACACAUAUAUGCGAGUGGAAUGCAAGAAAUGACGAAAAAAACAGAAUAACAAUAUACAUUUACUAUAUAUUUAUAUAUAUACAUUUUUUCAGAAAAGUAAUGAAAAAUAUUUAAUAAAGUAAUAAAGAAAAAUUGAAAAAUAAUUCACUAGAUGUUCAGUUAAACAUGAAAAUUAUAAA
This is a messenger RNA of Anopheles funestus (African malaria mosquito), 10005 nucleotides long. RefSeq lists its product as uncharacterized. Bases 1819 to 7080 code for a protein of 1753 amino acids. The transcript has 6 exons. Lineage: Eukaryota; Metazoa; Arthropoda; Insecta; Diptera; Culicidae. The record is from RefSeq and is a predicted model, not a curated record.